Molecule: messenger RNA, 321 nt
Organism: Auxenochlorella protothecoides
Lineage: Eukaryota; Viridiplantae; Chlorophyta; Trebouxiophyceae; Chlorellales; Chlorellaceae
Exons: 1
Coding region: 1-321 (106 amino acids)
Source: RefSeq, a predicted model, not a curated record
AUGACCAGAAUGCGCCGGUCUGUGGCGGCGGGGCUGGAUGGGGGCUUGGAGGUGGGGGCAGGGCGACGCACGCCCUGGGGCUGGGGCUGGGGUGGCAUGGAGGCGGAACGCUGCCUUCCUGUCAUCUCUUACCCCACUGGCAUGGUAUUACUCAUGGAUUCUGAAGGGCGCAGGGAGGCGGGGAUGUAUGUGUCAGGACUGCAAGGGGGCUCCAUGCCGGUAUUCGAAUGCGGGCCACUGUGGGACACCCAGGUCUCCACGAUGCUCACCCCGUUCACUGGGAUGGACCUCGCCAUUGGCCGCGAUACUCCCAUGCUGUAG